Molecule: messenger RNA, 2147 nt
Organism: Drosophila innubila
Lineage: Eukaryota; Metazoa; Arthropoda; Insecta; Diptera; Drosophilidae
Exons: 3
Coding region: 91-1998 (635 amino acids)
Biological process (GO): multicellular organism development; proteasome-mediated ubiquitin-dependent protein catabolic process
Cellular component (GO): cytoplasm
Molecular function (GO): zinc ion binding; ubiquitin conjugating enzyme binding; ubiquitin protein ligase activity
Source: RefSeq, a predicted model, not a curated record
GCUUUGUAUAUAACUGGACUGAGGCGUCGAGAGCUGUUUUUGCCUAGUUCUAGUCGCGAUUACACAAUUAUUAGGCAGCAAGCAGGAAACAUGAGUGACUCUGUUGUCAUCAGCAAUGGCCAUACCACGCAGGAGAACGGCAACUCCUCCGUCUCCGCCUCAGUCUCCGGCUCCGCUUUCUCCCCCACGACAACAACAACGACAGCAAUUCCCAUCACAGAUGAUCUGCCUGCAAUUGUGGGACAGCUGAAGAGCAUUGAGCAGAUAAAUGAACAACGUCGCCUUUUUCUCAAGAGCACCAUCAAGGAGAUCCAAGAGGAGACCAGCCCUGAGUUAGAUACGGAUAAGGAUAAGGAUACGGAAGCGGAGCCACAACUAAGAAGACAACAGUUGCCGCCCAACAGUCUCGCAUUGAAUGUGAAAUAUGCAACGCUGCCGAGUCCAUCUGUGGUCACAUCAUCCAUAUUGCGUUCGCCGCUGUCGCCGCCACCCAAACCGCCCAUGUUGAGCCGUACACGCAGCACCGGCUCCGGCGAUGGACGCACUCCGUUAACCAAUGGCGAGACAAUCGCACAGCGUCACAGUGUUGCCGAGACAGCCAUCAAAGCGGAAGUGGCCACAACUGAAACCACAUGCGGAACAACUGAAACACCAACAAAAACACUUAGCGAUGAACUGCCUCAAUCACCGCCGGACUCCGUAUCGGCCAAACACUAUGAGAGCCUGAUUGAGGAGCUGCGUUGUCCCGGCUGUGCGGGUCCCAUGAAGGCGCCUGUCCUGCUCUGCAAGAGUGGUCACAGUAUCUGCGAGCAGUGUACACGCAUUCUCCUCAUGUGCCCACUGUGCAAGGAGGUAUUCACCAAUUCACGCUCGCUGACGAUAGAAGCGUUGUGUGCGAAGGCGCACUUUGGAUGCAGUCACUCGGCUGGAGGAUGUGCGGUGCGGAUGCCGGUGGCAUUGUUGCCGUGGCACGAGCAACAGUGCAUCUACAAGCCGAUGAAGUGCUUCAUGGGACGUGUGUGGGGCGAUUGUCGAUGGCAUGGCAGGGAGGUGCAAUGGAAACAGCAUCUGGAGGAUCAGCACAUGGACAAGUUAUUUCAGUCACCGAGUGCGGAUCUCGUUUGGAAUAUGGGAGUGCGACGCAAACCGCUCACGGGCUAUUAUGUAUUCCAGGCCCACGAUGAGAUGUUCAACUUUUAUGAGAUUUACGACAAGCAGAGAAUUCUCUUUACCAUGACAUGCACCUCGAAUCGGCGGGAGAGUAAAUACAAUUACGCCUACGAGGUGACACUGCUGCAACCGGACAACGAGGCGGUAUCCUUGACCCAGAAGUUUCCGGUUCACAGCGAAUACGACAGGGACAUCCUGAUGGAGGGCACCUGCGUCUCAAUUGGACUCAACGAACUGGCGCGAUUCGUGGACGAUGAUAAGCUACUUCACUAUCGGGUGAGCGUAAUGGCGGUCAAAUCCCCGCGACAUUUGAAGCCAGCUCGACAGAGUUUGCCGGUGAGCGCGGAUUACCAGACGAGGAGCAAUGGCGUCAAUGCCAAAAGUGUGCCUGCUAACAUGAUCAUCACAAGAACCUACAAGGAGGCGCUGGGCGAGCCUGUCACACCAUCCACACCGGAUGCCGAGGAGGAAACCGGCUCUGGUGUGGAUCUGGAACGCAAAUGGGGCACACCGCAAUUGCACUUCAACCGAAAGUACUUGAGGAACACGCUCAACGCCGAGGGCAACGUUGUCGAUUGCAAGGAGGACGAACUGCGUCCGCUGCAGGAGACACGUUCAUCUGCUGGAGCCAAUGAGGAUAAGCUCUCCCUGUGCAGCAAUAGCACCAGUUACACCAAAAAGGUUUCGGAUUCACUGCGCAGAAGUUUCCGCUCGCUUAAAUCCGAUCUCAUCGAGCUGCGUCCAUUUGCCAGAAAGAAAACUCCAGUAUAUACAACGACAACAGCAACAGAAGCAACAACUGCGACAAAGGCAACAGUAAAACUGUAGAGCGACAACAAUUAUUUCGUCUUUUACACUUUAUAAUGGGGAUUCCCAAAACACAUUGUACGAGAAUCUUGUGAUCAAACGUCUUGGUUCAGAUUGAUGCCCUAUUUAAAAAAACAAAAUUUAACGAAAGAAGCCUCCUAUAAACCAUU